Messenger RNA from Mizuhopecten yessoensis (Yesso scallop), 2362 nucleotides. RefSeq names its product E3 ubiquitin-protein ligase TRIM71-like. The transcript has 2 exons. Gene Ontology annotation, molecular function: zinc ion binding. The coding region runs from base 250 to 1062 and encodes 270 amino acids. Lineage: Eukaryota; Metazoa; Mollusca; Bivalvia; Pectinida; Pectinidae. The record is from RefSeq and is a predicted model, not a curated record.
GAAAAUCUGGCCGGGUAGGUGCAAAGGUAGUCUGUAGCCAUCUUGUACUCUCUCAUGGAUUGGACGCCGAUUCUCCUAAACUUAAAGAAUCAAUUCUGACGUCACAGUUAUUAACCGGACUGACAACACAGUAUCGUGAUGACCAAAACCCAACUGUAAAGACCGUCGUAGGAAGAACAUAGUCUAUCUGAAAUAAUUUUCAUAUUAUCAAAAUUACCAAGAAAGCUUUCAAUACGAUGAACAGAUGAAAUGGCGGAACAACUUGUUGUUCGUCAUUUUGGCCAGUCUACAUGUGUGAUCCACAGACGGGUAACCUUGGACUGGUUUUGUGAAACGUGUAGAGACGCAAUAUGUGCCAAAUGUAUUUCCACAACUCACAGGGGCCAUAUUUUUGUUCAGCUGAGUGAAGUUACUCGAAAAAACAGGCAAUGGAUCAAAACCUUUAUCAAUACAACCGAACAAACUAAAGUAGCUCAAAUACAACAAGAAAUCAGUACUACACGAGAAACUCUGAAACGAAACUUGAGUCGUUUUGAAGGUUUAGAAGUAGAAGUACGAAAACAAGGCGAAGAAAUAAAGAAGGAACUUGAUGUUUUAAUGGCUCAAACUAUUUCUCAGUUGAAACACUUGGAAGAGGAAAAUUCAAAAGUUCUGAUAAAUUACCAGACACAACUUGGGAAAAAGCUUCAACAAUUGAAAAAUCAGCGGAAACAGUGUAAGAAAUCCCUUCGAGUUGGCACAGAUAUCCAAGUGUUUGACUUUGUCAAAGGACUCAAAUCCCUCGUUACAUUACCUACAAAGCCAAUUCUCGGUAACGCGAAAUUUUAUCCUCAGAUAAAUCCAGAGCGAUUCUUGAGACAAGCACUCGGUACAGUGGCCCUAACCCCAUCUGAACAGUCAAGAGGUGACUCAGACCAUUCAGGAUCUGCUGGUCCUGACCAGUGGCAUGUAUCAGUGAAUCAGCACGAACUGUUACAUAAACAGGAGUCACAAGACGACAUGACCCAGAGCAGUCCGGCACUUCAGACAAUCUUUUGUCACAAACGGACAGCAAGUUUCUGACGGAAUGGAAGGCUCCAUGUGCUAUUAGUUUCAUCUGCCCAGCUAGCGUUGGUAGCGUGUGGACAUGUGAUUCUGUCUGGCAUGACAACAUUGUAACCCUCCUUACCUGGCAGGCAGACAUAGUGAAUCAGUUACGAAGUCCUGUCAGGGUAACAUAUAUACACAUCACCUGUUACCCGCAACCUCUGUGUAUGCUCUCAAACAGAUAACAAUGUUUUGGAGCGGAUAUUAAACUGUCUGUGAAAGAAAACUCGGACAAGAAUCAGACCCUUUGUUUAUUAAAAUAAGGCUCUUUUUUUGGCGCUUGUUAACAUUUGUCACUUGCCGCUUCGUAUUAAUUUCAUUAAAAAGCUGUUGUCAUAAUCAAUUAAUGAACAAUACGCAUAUUGUAUAUUGCUUAUAUGCAGUUGAAUGUGUACAGCUCGUUAUAUCAAUGAAUACUUACUGACAAAUCUUAUUAAUUGAUGUACUUUAUGUAAUGGAUAAACCUAACUUUUAUUUAUCAUGGAAUAGACUCAUUUACUUAAGGACACGCCAACUAAAGAUUAAAAUAGUAAUUAUUCAUCAACUUCACUAAACAAGGUCCCUGCCAGUAAAUUAGGAGUAACACAAGCGACCUUUGUUUGAUCUGGAGGUCUUUUUUUCCUUAUGUUCGUUGGUAAAAUUUGUUGUGUUGCUGUCACUGUCCUGGUUCUCGCUAUGAGGACAUGACAUUAUUUAGAUUCGGUAUAGAUUUACAUUGCAGGUGUCGUCAUUGAAGCACGAGAUCUACACUACCAUCACAAAAGUUACUGAACUGUUUGAGCUUUCUUAUAGGCAGUGCCUUUUCCAUAUUAAAGAUUUAUUUAUGAUAAAAAUUAAACAAGUAACAGCAUUAUAUUCGAAAGUAUUUUGGCAAAUAUAUUUUAAAAAAACCACUUGCAUUUUCUGUUAGAAGAGGAUGUAUACACUCAUAGUUAAACAGAAUUGAUGCACCUACGGAGAAGCAUUCCAUCUAUAUUCAGUUUAGCAUCCAUUGAAUGCAGUGACAACCUGCUCACUUACCCAUCAAAUCCACAAGGUCUUGUUCUCUUUGUACGUUUUAAUGGGUCUCUAUGUAAAUCUUUCCUUCGUUCAUAUAUUGCCCUACUUUUAUGGAUUUUAAUUAUUUUUCAAAAGUGGUUCUAUUGACACUUCGAUAGUCUCUUUUUUGUUUCUUUGCGUGAUAAGUGAUACAAUGUAUAUCUAUAUAAUUUCACUGAAUACCUUGUUCCUUUAUUACAUGAAACUGACAUAUACAUGUAGGUAACUUCAGACCAAA